Molecule: messenger RNA, 2123 nt
Organism: Callorhinus ursinus (northern fur seal)
Lineage: Eukaryota; Metazoa; Chordata; Mammalia; Carnivora; Otariidae
Gene: ESM1
Product: endothelial cell specific molecule 1
Biological process (GO): positive regulation of hepatocyte growth factor receptor signaling pathway; angiogenesis
Cellular component (GO): extracellular region
Molecular function (GO): integrin binding; hepatocyte growth factor receptor binding
Source: RefSeq, a predicted model, not a curated record
UAAACUAAAACAAGAGAGCCUGGCAAGAGGACAGCGCUGCUGCUGGGUUGAGGAAAUUGAUGACGGAGAAGCAUGCGGGCAACCCAGUGUAUAAAACUCAUAAACGUGUAGGCAGAGGCUCAGCUACCACUUUGGACAGCUGCUUCCCGCCAGCAAAGACCACGCCGUCCGCGGGAAGCCGAGCCAGAGCCCUCGGGGAAACAUGAAGAGCCUCUUGCUGCUGGCCACACUCCUGGUCCCUGCGCACCUGGCAGCCGCCUGGAGCGCCAAGUAUGCGGUGGACUGCCCCGAGCGCUGCGACAGCGCCCAGUGCAAAAGCAGCCUGCGCUGCAAGCGGACAGUGCUGGACGACUGCGGCUGCUGCCGGGUGUGCGCCGCAGGGCUGGGCGAGACCUGCUACCGCACCGUGUCGGCCAUGGACGGCGUCAAGUGCGGCCCGGGGCUCAGGUGUCAGUUUUACAGUGAGGAGGAUGACUUUGGUGACGAGUUCGGUAUCUGCAAAGACUGCCCCUACGGCACCUACGGGAUGGAAUGCCGGGAGACCUGCAACUGUCAGUCGGGCAUAUGUGACAGAGUCACCGGCAAGUGUCUGAAAUUUCCCUUCUUCCAAUAUUCAGUAGCCAAGUCUUCGAACAGGAGAUUUGUUUCUCACACAGAGCAUGACAUGGCAUCUGGAGACGGCAAUUCUGUGAGAGAAGAACUCAUAAAAGAGAAUGCCCACUCUCCUGUAAUGAAAUGGUUAAAUCCUCGCUGAUCCCGGGUGGGAUUUCUGAGAGAAGACUCUUAUUUUAAUGAUCAUUCAACACACAGCCAACAUUUUAGGAACUGUCUAGAUUAUAGCAUAUGGACAUGUGAUAUUGGGAGGCCAAGUGUGUGGGUCCGGAAAAAAAAAAGUAGGCUACUAACAAUCCAUAAAAUGCAUAUGACUGAACACUCUUAGAUAUUUGUUAAGUAUUUGAAUGCAUAUAGAUUUGUUAAAUAUGUGUUUAUAGUAAUACUGAAGAACUGAAAAAGCAAUUUAGAUAAUCUUAAUGUGGAUGAAGAUCAGCCAAAGAGAGAGCUAGCCAAAGCUGAAGACCAGAGUGAGUCCACAUGUCCGUGACUCGGAUGUACAUUGAUGUUGGGAUACAGGAUGGAGGGAGAGUUAGGAGUGAGAGAAGGUGGGGGCAGGGUGGGGAAGUAUGAUAUUUAGGUCUUCCUUGUGGUAGCAUCAAUAGAAUUUAGUUGUGCUUUUUAUUUACUUGGGAAAAGUCAAAACAAAACAAUCCCUGAAGGAAGUGGGAUGUUUCAAGCUUGUGGGAGGUUGAGUAGCAACCUUGAACUGAGGCAGGUUUCAAAAGGCUGCUACUCGUCAUGCCCAGGUUACCUUAUCUGAAGGAUGAUUCUGGGGCAGGGGGCAAAAGUACACUCUCAUAAAUGGUUUUAAAGAAUACCACCCCAGACUGAGAGAGCUAGGAAGUAUUUUGUCCAUUUGGAGGAGGUGUGAAGGUAAAUAUUUAUAUAAUUUUGUAAACAAUUAUGUUAGUAUGAGUCAUCCUCCAUACCCAUACUUAUCACUUUGAGAAAAUGAACAAAAUACAUGGUAAGUUUAUUAUUAAUAAUUAUAGCAAUAUUAAUAGUAAUAAGCAUAAGAAAAAACUAGAAAAAAUUAGUCAUUACGGAUUUAUAAAAUGUCAGAAAAUGAGCAACAGAAGAAAUUUAUUUAAAAGUAAGUGCAGUGACUUAGAUGAGUUUCAGAUUUAAAGUAGGAUACUUUUUUAAGAGGUUUGGAAAAGAGUCAAUUUUCAGUAGGAAACGUCAACUUUAAAAUAUUGUUCAUUUUCUUAUUUUUCUUUCCUUUAAAGUUGGUUGAUAAGUGGAAUUAUGAGUACACUUGGGAGGACCUUAGCACAAACAGGACUGUUGUACUAGAUUUUGUUAGGAAAUAUUUGCAGAAGUAUUUUAUUUGGAGCGAAGAUUAUUUAAGAAUUAUUUCACUAUUUACCUAUAUUUUAUUCUCAAAGUUUGCCAGCAGAGUUGUGAAUGUGUGUGUGGGAGGAUCUUUGAAUGUAAGCUGAAUAAGCUGUUAGGAUAUGUUUUAAAAGUCAAAGUUUAUGAUUGUUCAAUAAAAAAAAUAAGACCGC